Messenger RNA from Lycium barbarum (goji berry), 813 nucleotides. RefSeq lists its product as uncharacterized. The coding region runs from base 1 to 813 and encodes 270 amino acids. NCBI's taxonomy places the organism in Eukaryota, Viridiplantae, Streptophyta, Magnoliopsida, Solanales, Solanaceae. The transcript is spliced from 2 exons. The record is from RefSeq and is a predicted model, not a curated record.
AUGAGUGAUUCCUCCUCAUCUGAUUCCACCAAGUCCUUCUUCGACCCAGCGUUGGCUGUCUCCAACAUCAAAAAUCACAUCUCCAUUGCUCUCGAGAUGGAAAACGUCCACUAUGGGACAUGGGCGGAACUCUUCAAAAUCCACGCCAAAUCCCACAGAGUCCUCCACCAUAUCAUUCCACCGGAGUCCGGGAAAGAAAAGGUGCCCAAAACCGAUGCUGAAAAAGAGUUAUGGUCGACUUUUGAUGCCACGGUUCUUCAAUGGAUUUAUGCUGCCAUCUCUACUGACCUAUUGCAUACUAUCAUUAAACCCGACUCCACGGCCAUGGAUGCUUGGAAUAGGCCGCGUGACAUAUUCCAGGACAACAAAAAUUCUCGAGCCAUCACUCUUGAGUAUGAAUUUUCUCACACCAAUAUGGAAGACUUCCCUAAUGCUUCCGCGUAUUGUCAACGACUCAAGAUUCUAUCCGAUCAACUCAAGAAACGUCGGUGCUCCAGUCUCCAACAAUUGCUUCAUUCUUCAAAUGGCUUUACCAAACAGCUUGCCACGGGAUCCACUACUGCCAUGCUUGCUCGGGAUUACGAUGAUAAUCCCUCUUCUGGAAAUAACCACCCAAACUGUCAGAAUAAUAGUGGGAAAAAGCAUCAAAACCGCAGUAACAAUGGUGGAAAGAACCGUGGCAGAGACGGUGGCAAUAGGGGCAGUGGCAACCGAAACAGUGGUGGUUUCGGUGGUGGACGCGGCAGCUGGCAGCAACACCAUGACCAGCAGCAACAAUGGCAACAGCCUUGGAUGGGGAAUGCACAGCAAUAA